AUCGAACAUCGAGGUCCUCAAACAUCAUGUCAUCAUCAGGUGUCGGAAGUACUCCAGCUUAUCUGCUUCCUCUCCAUUGGCAGUAGCGACGCAAUUCCGUUCGUCCAGGUAUCUGCAGUCUACUGCCGCGGUAACAGCGGUGACAUGCAGGUGACAGUCGGCGGGGUCCUGAGUAUACCAUGGCUCAUACAUCUUUCCCGAGCGAUCUGCCUGUUCCUCAGGAUGAUGGUGCACUCACACCUGACCGGUUUCAAGAUCCCGUCUGUCUCCUUGUCGUCCACGUCAGGCGACCAAGUGGACGUGUCGAAGCUCUCAGGACUCGCCGUCAUUUUCUGUUACCCACCGGUUAAGUCCCGCGUGCAUCUCCCGUACGAGCUAUUAUCGGACGCAGAUCUGAAAUUCACGAAAGCACUGAAACUGUCAACCUUCGAGUGGCAAGGCAAGAAGCUUAUCAAAAGGCUUGCACUUGCUGUUGAGGACGGCCAGAUUACCAAGGUCUGGUAUCCGGUCUUCCCUCCAAAUGCGAAUGCAAAGGAGGUGGUCGCGUGGCUAGCAACGAAGAACUAG
Macroventuria anomochaeta is the source of this 567-nucleotide messenger RNA. RefSeq lists its product as uncharacterized. Bases 145 to 567 code for a protein of 140 amino acids. Lineage: Eukaryota; Fungi; Ascomycota; Dothideomycetes; Pleosporales; Didymellaceae. The transcript has 3 exons. The record is from RefSeq and is a predicted model, not a curated record.